Molecule: messenger RNA, 2874 nt
Organism: Hibiscus syriacus
Lineage: Eukaryota; Viridiplantae; Streptophyta; Magnoliopsida; Malvales; Malvaceae
Product: myosin-3-like
Exons: 2
Coding region: 220-2553 (777 amino acids)
Biological process (GO): reciprocal meiotic recombination
Source: RefSeq, a predicted model, not a curated record
UGGAUUCUGCCUCUGCUCAAGUAAGCUCUUCUUCUUCUUCUCUUUAUUGAAACCCUUGCCUCAUCUUCAAGCAACGUUUCAUUUGAGCUUGAAACUUGGUAUAUUUCUUCAAAAUCGAAGGUCGGCUAUUUACUUAAUAAAAGAGAUUAAAGGGAUGGUUUUUGUUGGAGUAAAUUAGAAGAGAUUAGGGGAUGUGCGCUUUGCUGAAUACCUAAAAACAUGGGCUUCGCUGCUGCGCUUCGCCCUCAUCUUCCAGCUAACUUUCCUCUUCGUUCCCGUGAGUUAUCUUCACUAAGGCGCCGUUGGAAACCGAAAACGCUACCUUUUGUGGCAGUAUCAACAGGGAAAGGUCAUUCCUUUCUUAUUGUCAAAUCUGUGUUAAAUAACAAGUCUAGCAUCAAUGACAGCGGGGCAUCUGAAACUGCAAAAGUUCUUCUCGAGAGGUUGUUUGCACAGACCCAGAAACUCGAACAAGGCAUGAGCAGAGAUGGUGAACCGCUCGGGGAUUUUCAUGUUGGUCUCGACCUUCAGACUCUGGAGUCUGAUCUGCUUGCUGCUUUGACGGCGUUGAAGCAGAAGGAAGAUGAUCUGCAGGAUGCCGAGAAAAUGGUUGUGUUGGAGCAAAGCGAGUUAACCCGUGCAAAGGAUGAGUUGGAGCAACGGGAGAAAGAAAUCGCUGCUGCAUCUUCUAAGCAUGAAAAUCUGGAAGAGCAGCUGAAGCAGGCAAAUCUUGCAUUUGCUUCACGAGCCAGCCAGAUAGAAGAUUUGAAGCUUCAACUCAAAGAACGAGAUCAGGAGGUCGGUGUUGCACAAUCUGCACUGUCUGCAAAAGAAGAUGAAAUUGAUAAAAUGAGGCAUGAACUGGCAAAGAAGAGUGAGGAAGCUGAGAAGAUCCGUUCUGAACUUGCAUCAAAGUCUCAGCUCCUGAAUGAAGCCAACGAAGUUGUGAAGAAACAAGAAAUCGAGCUUCGAGAACUCCGAGAAGCAAUUCGGGAGAAAGAAGAGCAGUUAGAAACUUCCGUGAGUCUUAGGAAACUUGAAGAAGAGAAGCUAAAAAUUGCUGAGGCUAGAUUGCAACAGCAGACCAUGGAAUGGUUAUUAGCCCAAGAAGAACUGAAGAAACUCGCACAAGAAGCAUCUAAGCACAUGGGAGAAGCUAAUGGAACCUUUAAAGAUUUCACCAGAGUGAAGCAACUACUUUCUGAUGUUAGGUCCGAGUUGGUUUCUUCUCAGAAAUCUCUGGCAUCUUCGAGACAGCAAAUGGAACAACAAGAACAGUUACUGAAAAGGCAACUUGAAGAGCUUGAAGAACAGAGGAGAAGUGUUGCAUCAUACAUGGAAAGUUUGAAAAAUGCCCAGAUAGAAGUAGAGAGUGAAAGAGUGAAGCUUAGGGUUGUAGAGGCUCGGAAUAAGGAUCUUGAACGGGAUUUAUAUGUGGAAAGGGAACUAAUAGAAGAGUUACAGGAGGAACUCAAGAAAGAGAAAUCUUCACUUCAGCAGGCUGUCCAGGAUGCCUCUUUUCUUCGACAGCAGUUAGAGCAGAAGAAUGCUGAGUUUGGUGAAAUGAGCAAUGUUUUGCAAAAUAAAGAAACAGAGUUGGCGGGGGCUAAACUUGAAAUCCAGCACCUGAAAUCUGAGCAAGCUUCUCUUCAGCUUAUCUUGGAGGAGAAGGACCAGGAACUCUCCUAUUCCAAAAAGAAGUUAGAACAACUAAAUCAGGAGAUUGGAGAGCUGAAGAUGCUUAUGAGCUGUAAAGAAAAUCAGCUCAUUCAAGCGACUGCUAUAUUGAAGGAGAAAGACGAAUAUGUUCUGAGAGUGCAAGAUGAGUUGAAUGAUACUAAGAUGAAGUUCUCUCAAGCUGAAACUGUGAUAGAACGAAUUGCAGAACUCACAAGCAGACUAGUCACCUCUGAUAAGGAUGAAGAUAAUAAUGCGUUGAGGCCUGUUGAUGAUAUUGACCAUGAGUUAAUGCAUCAGCUGGUAGAUAGACCUUCUAAUGAUUCCAGAUUGCAGAAAAAACAGCUUGAAACUGAACUCAAAUUCACUAAAGAGACCUUAAAAGAAAAAGAAAUGGAAGUUCUUGCUGCACAGAGGGCUCUCACAAUAAAAGAUGAGGAGCUCAAAACAGUUCUUGGGAGGUUGGAAGCCAGAGAAAAAGAACUAAAAGGGCUGAGGGAAGAAAUGAUUGAAGAUGCCAAUGAUAUGAAGAAGCUUUAUGCUUUGGCACAAGAGAGAAUUGGGGAGAAAAGUAUUGGUGAUUUGGCCAUUGAGAAGCUGCAACUCGAGGCAGCUCAACUGGAAGUUGAAGCUGCCACAAGCGCUCUUAAAAAACUGGCUGAAGUGAGCCAUGAACUUUUGGUUAAAGCUAGCACAAGUGUUGAGGCCGAUUCUGAUGCCAGUAUCUUCUUUCAAUGUGGUUCCGAUCCUAUGAUCAGCAUGAUCAAGAACGACGAAUGUUUGACUGAAGUUAAAACAGGAGUGGCCAGGCUUUCAGCUUUGACUGAGCAGCUAGUGAAAGAUGCUGGACUUGCUGGUGCACACCUGCGAAAUUAAAGCUACUGUCCUGAUGUUGCAUCUAAAUAUGCCAUUGUUUUCACUCGCAUUGAGAGGGUAGCAUCAGGGAAGUAGCCUGUUCAGCUAAGCAGAAAUUCUAGUUGUAGGUUAGUUUCUUGCUUCUUGAUCCUUAAUCAUGCCCUCAUCGAUCGUGCAGCGCAGAUGUCGAAACUUACUGUACUUUUUCUUUUUGCUGAGUUGAACUCCAUGAACUUCUUAUCCCUUUCCCUGAAGUAGACAUGGGCAAUUUGUGUACUUGUAUCAUGCUCAUGUAUUUUAUCAUGUUACAAACAUAUGCAAGGUAUUUUAUUUUUAUAUAAA